AUGUCAAAAGGCGAUUUCUUUAUCCUCGCUCGCGGACUAUGCGAGUCCGCGUCACCCCCGCGCGCCCGUCUUUCCAGAGAUACUACUGCCCCUUGCCACCUCGCGCACAGUGCUGACAGCUACGCCCCGGCAGAUCUGAUAGAGGCCGCCUCUCGAGGUGUCAAGCGGGAACGUUCCCCCGACGGAUUCGGGGUCGCAGGGGCACCAGGCCCUGCUGGCGAUGACGGUGGCGACAAGCCUAGGAAAAAAGGACGACAGAUGAAGAACAGAGCCUCCGGGGGCGCGCCCGAAAGCGUCCCGGCGCCCAUGCCGCCCGCACCGCCGACUCCCCAAACGCUCCCUCCGCAAACACCCCAGAGUCAAAAUGCGACGUUACCAUCGCAGACUCCAACGUACGCGCCUCCUCAGACGUCGCCACCUAAGUCGACGCCGACAAAGUCCACCCUCAAGGCACUCCCGACGGUGCGUGACCACACGACAGACCAGCUCGGCCCCGGCGGAGACGAAUAUAUACCGCGCGAGAUCGACGAGGCUGGCGAGAAAAAGGUUCUACCCAACGGUCAACUUACUGGCGGGCGCGAGUACCGCUGCAGGACCUUCCAUGUCCCGAACAGGGGGGAUAAACUGUUCAUGCUGGCGACCGAGUGCGCGCGGGUCCUCGGGUACCGGGACUCGUACUUGCUCUUCAACAAGAACAGGUCACUCUACAAAAUCAUCGCCAGCCAGAUCGAGAAGGACGACUUAGUGACCCAGGAGAUCCUUCCCUUCUCGUAUCGUUCGCGGCAAAUUGCCAUUGUAACCGCCCGGAGCAUGUUCCGACAGUUUGGGAGCCGGGUCAUUGUCAACGGAAGGAGGGUCCGCGACGACUACUGGGAGACGAAAGCACGCAAGCAGGGGUUCACGGAGGCCGACCUGGCUGGCGAGAAGCGGCCGGGUGCUUCAAAGGCCCGCGAGGCCGAGGCGAACCACAGCAACGCCAUGCUUGGAGCCCCCCACGGUGAAAUCGUUUACAGCACAAAUCCCGGUCAAUUUGGAGGUGCGCCCCAGCCGCAGCUUAUGCAACCACCAGAGUACAACGAUACGCGGAGCCGAGACUAUUCGAGCAUUCUGAAGGCGGGCCCAAGGCAGGAGAUUACGGGACCACCAUAUCAGGACCGGAUCCAACCCACUCCGAUAGCAGAACUGCAUGCCCAAGCACACCACGCUGCCGAGUUCAACCGAUCUGUUAACCAGCAGCGAGAUAUGCGGAACGAAUACAUGCAGAGCAUCUGGCGGAGGCCGCACGAACAACCUGCCACGACGACACUGAGCCAGCCCGUAAGCUCUGCCGAUGCUACCGUGCCGAUAACCCGCCCUGCCGCGGCGUCGCACGUCAGCACCAGCACUACAGGUCUGCAGCAGCCCGGAGUUGUUCCGCACCAGAGCCCCAUGAUGAUCUCGGCCGCACCGUACUCCCAGCCCAUACAAGCGCAGCACCCGCUGGGUCAGAACACAUUAAGGGGUAUGGCGCACGAGGCAGCUCAGAGCACUUCGAGGCCGGCUUACCCGUCUUCAGGCUCAACCGGAACUCUGCCGCAGACGACGCAAAACUACAGCUACUCGCACCAGGGCCAGAUGUGGCCGCCGACCCCGCAAACUCCGCAGCACAACUACUCUGCGUACACGACCCAGUCACAACCGUCUCCCCACCCGCAGCAGUCCCCUGCCCCAUUGCGACACUCAAGCGCCUCGGGCCCGGUGCAGCAAGGCGGCAUGUCAUACUCGGGCAUACCGGGGAUGGGACAGAGUUACGGCGCGGCACCGACCCAGGGGAUGUACUCGGCCGACCAGACGCCACGACAGUACAUGCAGCAGAGCCCGCAGGCGCCGGCCGUCACGCAGGGCUGGUCGCAACCGCAGGCACCAGCUCAGUGGUGGGCUAACCAACCUUAG
Messenger RNA from Chaetomium strumarium, 1932 nucleotides. Its product is annotated as chromatin remodelling complex Rsc7/Swp82 subunit-domain-containing protein. Gene Ontology annotation, molecular function: chromatin DNA binding. The record is from RefSeq and is a predicted model, not a curated record. NCBI's taxonomy places the organism in Eukaryota, Fungi, Ascomycota, Sordariomycetes, Sordariales, Chaetomiaceae. The transcript has 3 exons. The coding region runs from base 1 to 1932 and encodes 643 amino acids. Gene Ontology annotation, cellular component: nucleus; RSC-type complex.